GUAGCUGCUGUCAAUCACUUAUUACAGUACCGGUGGAUACGGAGGGGGCGGGCGAAGCUAAGAAAAUUAUAAGGUCAUUUGAAUUACUGUAGCGAGCGAGAUUAUGGCUACUAUAAAACAGAAAAAAUGAUUCCAGUGAUAAGAACUGACGGAUGAUUUAAAUGGGGGUAAAGUUGAACCGAGGCGCCACGCUAAUUUGAUAGAAUAUCGCUGGUGGAAGAGAGAGCUGAACUGAACCCCGGUGUGUGUCUGACAAGCCAAGCGGGCGACAGGGUGAGCCAGGCAAACGGUGGAAGGCUUUGCUAAGCCGAUCAAGGCGGAAUAGCACAAAACGGGGCUGGUGUUUAUACGCACAUUGUAGUGAUUGUGGAUACGUGAAGCAAGAUGAUGCGUCUGGCGUGCACUACGGCCCUACUCUUCGUGCUGCGUCUCCUGGCGGGGUUACCGUGGUUUCAGGUGCUUCCCUCUAUCGCCAUCUUCUACCUGGGCACCGGGGGGUGGAGCUUCCUGCAGAUCUUUGCCAAGACCAUCGGCAGAGACCUACAUGCGGCAGGCGUCCUCCUGAAGGUGAAGUUGAAUGUACGGAGGCACCUGAGCGAGAAGAACACCAUCCCCAAGAUCUUCGCUGAGACGGUGCGUCGCCAUGGCGACAAGACGGCUCUGAUCUUCGAGGGCACCGGCGAGAGGUGGAGCUUCCAUCAGCUGGACGAGUACUCGAAUCGCGUGGCCAACCUGCUGCUCCAGCGAGGGUUUGUGGAGGGAGAUGUGGUGGCCCUCUUCAUGGAGAACCGGUCCCAAUACGUGGGCCUGUGGCUGGGCAUGGCCAAGAUAGGAGUGGAGGCCGCCCUCAUCAACUUCAACCUGAGGCUGGAGGCCCUGGUCCACUGUGUGACCAUCUCCAACGCCAAGGCAGUGGUGUUUGGCAGCGAGCUGACUGAUGCCAUGUCGGAGAUCCACAGCUCCAUGGGGAGGACAGUCCAGCUGUUCUGCUCCGGAGACUGGGAUCCCCAAAAGGUUCCUGAGGGAACCGAGUGCCUAGAACCCCUCCUGGACUCUGCCCCCACCCACCUGCCCAGCCGGCCCCAGCGUUGCUUCACAGACCGUCUUUUCUACAUCUACACAUCUGGGACCACAGGGAUGCCCAAGGCGGCCAUUGUGGUACACAGCAGGUACUAUCGCAUGGCUGCGUUGGUUUACCACGGUUUCAAGAUGACCCCAGACGAUGUGCUGUAUGACUGCCUUCCCCUCUACCACUCUGCAGGUAACAUAGUAGGAGUGGGCCAGUGCCUGAUCCAUGGGAUGACUGUGGUCAUCAAGAAGAAGUUCUCAGCUUCACGCUUCUGGGAUGACUGUGCCAAAUACAACUGCACGAUCGUCCAGUACAUCGGGGAGAUCUGCCGGUACCUGCUGAACCAGCCGGUGCGGGACACGGAGCGUCAGCACCGGGUGCGCAUGGCCCUGGGGAACGGCCUGCGCCAGUCCAUCUGGGAGGAGUUCACCCAGCGCUUCAGCGUGCCGCAGAUCGCCGAGUUCUAUGGCGCCACCGAGUGCAACUGCAGCCUGGGGAACUUUGACAACAAGACGGGCGCGUGCGGCUUCAACAGCAGGAUCCUGCCCUACGUCUACCCCAUCAGACUGGUGAAGGUGGAUGAAGAGACCAUGGAGCUCACCAGAGGUCCUGACGGAGUCUGCAUCCCCUGCCAACCCGGUGAGCCAGGUCAGCUGGUGGGCCGGAUCAUCCAGAACGACCCUCUCCGAAGGUUCGACGGCUAUGUCAACCAGUCAGCGACCAGCAAGAAGAUCGCCAACAGCGUGUUUAAAAAGGGAGACAGUGCCUAUCUCUCAGGCGAUGUCUUGAUCAUGGAUGAGUGUGGCUACAUGUACUUCAAGGACCGCACAGGCGACACGUUCCGCUGGAAGGGGGAGAACGUGUCCACCACCGAGGUGGAGGGCACCCUGAGCAGGCUGCUGGACAUGAAGGAUGUGGUCGUCUACGGGGUGGAGGUUCCAGGAGCGGAGGGCAAGGCUGGCAUGGCCGCCAUUGCUGACCCCACACACACCACCGACCUGGAGAAGUUUGGGCGAGACCUGGAGAAGACCCUGCCCCCCUAUGCUCGGCCGGUCUUCCUGCGCUUCCUGCCGGAGGUCAACAAGACAGGCACCUACAAGUUCCAGAAGUCCGACAUGAGACGGGAGGGCUUCGACCCCAGCCUGGUGUCAGACAGACUGUACUUCCUGGAUCCCAGCAGGGGGCGCUAUGCGGCGCUGGAUCAGGAGCUGCACCGUAGCAUCCUCUCAGGGAAGCAGAAACUCUGAGACCACAGGAACCGCCCUCCCCACACACACACACACACACACACA
Hypomesus transpacificus is the source of this 2361-nucleotide messenger RNA. It is a transcript of the gene slc27a4, whose product is annotated as solute carrier family 27 member 4. The record is from RefSeq and is a predicted model, not a curated record. Gene Ontology annotation, molecular function: long-chain fatty acid transmembrane transporter activity; long-chain fatty acid-CoA ligase activity. Gene Ontology annotation, biological process: response to nutrient; very long-chain fatty acid catabolic process; long-chain fatty acid import into cell. Bases 385 to 2316 code for a protein of 643 amino acids. Lineage: Eukaryota; Metazoa; Chordata; Actinopteri; Osmeriformes; Osmeridae. Gene Ontology annotation, cellular component: endoplasmic reticulum membrane; microvillus; plasma membrane. The transcript is spliced from 13 exons.